Molecule: messenger RNA, 690 nt
Organism: Sinocyclocheilus rhinocerous
Lineage: Eukaryota; Metazoa; Chordata; Actinopteri; Cypriniformes; Cyprinidae
Product: zinc finger BED domain-containing protein 4-like
Exons: 2
Coding region: 1-690 (229 amino acids)
Source: RefSeq, a predicted model, not a curated record
AUGAAAGAUUCACGGAUUGACCGUGCUGUGGGUCUUUGCAAAAAGCUUGUGGCCUACUUCAGCCAUAGUUGGAAGCGGAGGAGGGAGCUUGCUAUUGCUCAAAAGGAGCUCAACCUGCCUGAACUCCAGCUUAAAACGGAGUGCCCAACAAGAUGGGGAUCCCGACAAGCAAUGGUCCAGAGGAUCCUUGAACAGCAAACUGCUAUUGGACAUGUUCUCUCCUCUGACCGGAAGGCUAGACACCUGACACCAACCUGGCAGGAUAUCGAAGUCCUUGAAGUGAUCAACAAGACGCUCACCCCACUAGCAGACUUUACUGAUGCUCUCUCAGGAGAGCAGUAUGUUACUAUCUCAUCAGUCAAGCCUGUCCUCCACCUUUUUGAGACAAUGAUGGCAGUGCAGGAAGAUGAUACAGAUCUCGCACGAUCAAUUAAGUCAAAAAUCCUGCAUUACCUUAAAGAAAAGUAUAGUGAUCCACACACUCAGGAGCUGCUCGACAUAGCCACAGUAUUGGAUCCACGGUUUAAACUGGACUAUGUCGGUGAGGACAACAAAGUCAGUGUCAAGGACAGACUGAAGAAUGAGAUGACUAGCAUUGCUAUGCAAAGUCCCCCCACAAACUGCCCCCAGCGCCCAGCCUUCGCUGCCCCCCGUAGAAAAGAAGAGAAAGACCUUAGGCAGUUUUUUUAA